GUUUGUUUCUGCCAUUCAUUUGUUCGAUCACGGCAUCUAUUGUACUACUCAUAUACUGCAUAUAACGAGAAAUUCCGGAAAUUCAGCAAAACUGUAAAAUCUACCUUCCCUACCAUGUCUGACAACGGCGAGAGCGAUCUUUGGUUAUUUGGAUAUGGAAGCCUGAUAUGGAAGCCUCCGCCCCAUUUCGAUCUACGGGUUCCGGGAUAUAUCGAAGGCUAUGUCCGACGGUUCUGGCAGGUAAUCGAAGACCAUCGUGGAACCCCUGAAGCUCCAGGUCGAGUCUGCACAUUGAUCGAUCGCCAACUAUGGGAGACACUCACAGAUCAACUGAUCGUGGAACAGCACACAUCCGCCCCACCCCGAACCUGGGGAGCGGCCUACCGCAUCCCCUCAAAACACGUCCCCGAAGUGAAAGAAUACCUCGACAUCCGGGAGAUCAACGGCUACAGCAUCCAAUACGUGCCCUUCCACCCACAACCCCCUUCCCCAACCCACUCCGACGAACCCAGCCCAUUCCUCCCACAAGGCGAGAUCAAAUGUCUCGUCUACAUCGGCCUACCAGAUAAUCCCCAAUUCCUCGGCCCUCAAGACCCACAAGCGUUGGCGGAACAUAUCGUCGACUCGAGAGGUCCAUCGGGGGAGAAUAAGGAUUACUUAUAUCAAUUGGAUGAAGCGUUGAGAGGCUUGAGUCGGGAUAGUGGGGAUGAGCAUGUUUCUGAUUUGGCGAGGAGGUGUCGGGAGGUUGAGGCUAGGAGAGGUAAGGGGGAUGAAAGAUAG
Molecule: messenger RNA, 780 nt
Organism: Zymoseptoria tritici IPO323
Lineage: Eukaryota; Fungi; Ascomycota; Dothideomycetes; Mycosphaerellales; Mycosphaerellaceae
Exons: 5
Coding region: 115-780 (221 amino acids)
Biological process (GO): glutathione catabolic process
Cellular component (GO): cytoplasm
Molecular function (GO): gamma-glutamylcyclotransferase activity; glutathione specific gamma-glutamylcyclotransferase activity
Source: RefSeq, a predicted model, not a curated record